Molecule: messenger RNA, 2220 nt
Organism: Penicillium diatomitis
Lineage: Eukaryota; Fungi; Ascomycota; Eurotiomycetes; Eurotiales; Aspergillaceae
Gene: trpB
Product: tryptophan synthase TRP5
Exons: 4
Coding region: 1-2220 (739 amino acids)
Biological process (GO): L-tryptophan biosynthetic process
Cellular component (GO): cytoplasm
Molecular function (GO): tryptophan synthase activity
Source: RefSeq, a predicted model, not a curated record
AUGCCUUCGGCAAGUAGUUACCCGUUACCUCGAAGCGCGGCAAACCGAGAAGAUGCCGGUCUCACUCAUUUUCAAGUCUUCUUUAUCAACAACUCGUGCGUUUCGUUGGCUCCUAUCACACUGGACACUAUCAAGAAGACUUUUGCCAAGUGCAAGGAGCAGCGCCGAGCAGCUCUGGUAGCCUACAUCACUGCAGGCUAUCCAACUAUCGACGAGACCGUUGACAUCUUGCUGGGGUUCGAGAACGGAGGUGCCGACAUCAUUGAGUUGGGCAUCCCCUUCACAGACCCGAUUGCUGAUGGACCCGUCAUCCAGAGGGCCAACUCGAAGGCCCUCGAAAACGGAGCCACUGUCACCACAGUCCUCCAGAUUCUUCGCGAUGCCCGUCGCCGCGGGUUGAAGGCCCCUGUCAUGUUGAUGGGGUACUACAACCCUGUCCUCCAAUACGGCGAGGAGCGCAUGCUUCGUGACUGCAAGGAAGCCGGGGUGAACGGGUUCAUCAUGGUCGAUUUCCCCCAGAGGAGGAUGUUCGGUUCCGUGAUCUUUGCACCAGCACUGGAGGACUCCUUCAUCUACGUCGUUUCGCGCAUGGGUGUCACUGGUGCUACUGGUACGUUGAGCGACCAGGUUCCCAACCUUCUGAAGAAGGUUCACCAGUACUCUGGUAACGUGCCUGCUGCCCUUGGAUUCGGCGUCAGCACCCGUGAACACUUCUUGUCUGUUCAGAAAGUGGCCGAGGGCGUCGUUAUCGGAAGUCAGAUCAUCAGUGUCGUCGGGGAUGCUCCGACAGGUCAAGCCGCUAAGGCUGCCGAGGAUUACUUGUCCGGCAUCACUGGCCGCAAGUGGGAGCGUGAUCCUCAGGGGACUCUGACCCGUGAGCUCAACGUCAUUGAACCGGUUUUGAAGCCAAUUGAACUCGAGGUCACCCCAACUGAGGUUAUUACAGAGGCAGAUACUCCUGCUCAACCCGGCCUGGCUGAUCAGCUUGAAGCCCUCAACGUCACUCACGAUCCUACCGAGCAACCUUCUCGAUUCGGUGAAUAUGGUGGUCAGUAUGUUCCCGAGUCUCUGAUGGACUGCCUCGCCGAAUUGGAGAAGGGUUUCAAUGCUGCUCGAAAUGACCCGACUUUCUGGAAAGAGUUCCGCUCCUACUACCCCUACAUGGGUCGACCUUCCAGCCUCCACCUUGCGCAGGGCCUGACCGAUCACGUCGGAGGUGCCAACAUCUGGCUAAAGCGCGAAGACCUCAAUCACACUGGCAGCCACAAGAUCAACAAUGCCCUGGGCCAGAUUCUCCUCGCUCGCCGCCUCGGAAAAACCCGCAUCAUUGCCGAGACAGGCGCCGGUCAACAUGGUGUUGCGACUGCUACCGUCUGCGCCAAAUUCGGCAUGAAAUAUACGGUUUACAUGGGCGCCGAAGACGUUCGUCGCCAGGCUCUCAAUGUUUUCCGCAUGAAGUUGCUCGGUGCCUCUGUCGUUGCUGUGGAUGCUGGAAACCGAACUCUUCGGGACGCUGGCAACCAGGCUCUCCGUUCGUGGGUUGAGGAACUCGACUCUACGCACUACAUUAUUGGCUCUGCUAUCGGCCCUCACCCAUUCCCUUCUAUUGUUCGCACUUUCCAAUCUGUCAUUGGCCAGGAAACCAAGGAGCAAUUGCAGGCCGAGAUCGGCAAACUCCCAGACGCAGUUAUCGCCUGCGUCGGCGGUGGUAGCAACGCUGUGGGCAUGUUCUAUCCAUUUUCCAACGACCCCAGUGUCAAGCUCAUUGGCGUUGAGGCUGGUGGUGACGGCGUCGAUACCCCACGCAAUGCAGCAACUUUGACCAAUGGCGUGGCAGGCAUCUUCCAUGGUGUCCGCACCUAUGUGCUACAAGACAAGGAUGGCCAAAUCCUUCCAACUCAUUCGAUUUCAGCCGGACUUGACUACCCUGGCGUUGGACCCCAGCUGAGUGCUUGGAAGGAUGCUAACCGUGCCGUCUUCAUUGCCGCCGAUGACAGUCAAUGCCUCGAAGGGUUCCGUGCUCUGUCCCAGCAUGAAGGCAUCAUUCCGGCGCUCGAAACUUCGCAUGCCGUCUGGGGUGCCAUGCAGAUUGCAAAGGUCAUGAAGAAAGGCGAGAACGUCGUGCUCAACCUGAGCGGCCGCGGUGACAAGGAUGUCCAGACUGUUGCGGAAGAACUUCCUCGACUGGGACCCAAGAUCGGUUGGGAUCUUCGUUUUUGA